CCCCUGAGCAGUACUGAGCCCGCAGUCCACAGAAGUUUUGACAACUUGAACUUCCAAACAAUGAAACACACUGACAAAGGGGAGAAUUGGCUUGCUUAAAAACCCUCCAUAAAGCUAUGACUUCGUUCCUUUUCAUUAUAAAGGUCCCUGUCGAGGAGGCGAAGCACAAAUCCAAGGAGACCGAAAAGAAAGGUAAGAAAGAAGUUCAAACUGACGAUCAAAAGAAAGAUGCAGUACAAAAUGGUGAUAUAAAGAGGGAUGGAGUGCUAACUGACGAUCUGAAGAAGGAUGAAGUGCUAACCGAUGAUCUUAAGAAGGAUGAAGUCACAAAUGAGAGGGAAGAGACCGAAGAUAAAGAAACUUCUGAUCAAAAAGAGGAUAAAAUUACCUCAGAUGCCAUAGAUGAAACAAAAAAUACAAAUAAAACUUCUGAUGAUAAAAAUGAACCGAACAAGACUGAAAAAGUGGUUGUGCAGCAGUCAUCAGCAACAACAUUGGAUGAAUGGGAUUUUGGUGAAGAUGAUCCUGUAAAAGACUGUGAGACAGCAGAUGAAGUCCCUAUCAAUAAAGAAGAAAAUAAACCUAUUGGCACAGAUGAGGUCCCUAACGAAAAAGAAGAAAAUAAACUUAUUGACCCAGAUAAAAAGUCUCCAUUGUUUUUUGAACAAAUAAAAGGAGCUUAUUCUGCGAUUAAAGACAUGGUAAUUCCAAAAAAGGAUGAUUCUUUUUCAGAAGAAGGUAGUAUUGUCGAUGAAAAAUCUAACUUAUUGGUGGAAAGUUGCGAAACAUCAGAAAAAUUAGUUGUAGAUAGAAAAGAUUCUGAGCCAAGAUUUUUUGAAGUUGAGCCAGUUGAUGAAAAAAAAGAAAUAAUACCAAAAUUGGACGAGAGUGAAAUAGAAAAUUUAUUACCUUUAUUGGAAGAGAGUAAAAAAUCAGAAAUGAAACCUUUUUUGGAAGAGAGUGAAAAAUCAGGGGAUCCAAAAGAAUCUCCUAAAAAAUCAUUUGCCGUUACAGCAGUUGAAGCUCCAAAGCCGGAAACUGAAAGCAAAGAAAAAGAACCAAUUCCAACAGAGAAUUUCUAUGUAUCAACAGACAAAAAGAAUGCAAUCAGUCUACCAGAGAUUAAAUCUUCACUCUUGCUUGGUAUACCAGAAAGUAAAUCAUCAGCCAGUCUACAAGAAGAAAACUCGACUGCAAGUCUUCCAAAUAAAGGAGCAACAAUAAGUCUUGGAAAUAUUGAAAACUUACAUAAAAAGGUUCAGUUUUUGUCACAAGUUUCAGCUACUGAUGAAGAAGAUCUUCAUCCAUUCAUUGAACCAACAACUAUUCUAGAGGAUACAGAAGCUAUAUUAGAUGAUUUUGGAAUUGAGAAUUAUGUUGUGUCAAAAACAGCUACUGGAAAAUUUUAUCAGAUACUAUUUAUAGAUGAAGGAGGAGAAAAGUGUGAAAUGAUACUGAAUAAAUUGGUAGAUCAAGGUAUUGGGAAAAUGGAUAAUACUUCUGUAGGAAUUUAUCCAUCAAGCAUAUUUAAAGGUGCAGCAACAGUAGUAGAUAACAGUGACGAGGGUGAUAUUGACAGUGAAGGAUCAAUAUAUGAGGGAGAAUUUAGGAAAUCCAUCAAAGCAAGACUCUUAGUGUCACAGGUGGUGAGUUCUGUGCAGGGUAAUGCAGAAUUUAAGUUUGACUAUCUAAUGCUUAUAAUUACAGCAAGUAUAAUUGCAGCAUUAGGAUUAAUAGAAGAUAGUUCUGUAAUACUGGUAGCAAGUAUGCUGGUUUCUCCUCUAAUGGGACCAAUUUUAGCAGGAACUUUUGGAUUUGUUAUAAAAAACUACUCAUUGAGGAAUUUAGGAAUAGCUUCUGAACUGAAGGGCUUAGCAAUAUGUGUUCUAUGUGGGUUCAUAGUAGGGUUAAUUGCAUCUAGUAUUGCUGUCAAUUAUGGAACACUGGGAGGAACAGAAUCAUGGCCGACAGAUGAAAUGAAAAUCAGGGGAGUGGUGAGAGGUCUUGUUCCAGGUUUAAUGAUUGCCUUAGCCUCUGGUAUAGGGGUAGCCUUGUCUGUUUUAGGAGGUAACGCUGGGUCUUUGGUGGGUGUGGCAAUCUCAGCUUCACUCCUCCCUCCAGCUGUAAAUGCUGGUAUGUUGUGGGCACAUUCCAUUGUAACUGUGAUUAAACCAUUAGAACUAGUCCCUCAAAUAUUCAUCGAAAACCAGAAUACAUCCAUGAAUGCAACUGUUAAUAUGACUGUAAAAACAUCAGAUUCUCUAAUAUGUCCUGCCUACCUCGACAAUAAAUAUGAACCAGUCUAUUACUGUGAGAUGGAGAUUGAGUCAAUCUGCUUAGGAUGUAUAAGUCUCUCUCUGACCAUACUUAAUAUCUUCUGUAUUUUUAUUGUAGGAAUUAUAUUCCUCAAGAUAAAAGAAGUGGCACCCCAGACUUCAGUAUCUGAUGAAGCCAGGGGUUUUUGGAAAGAUGACAUCAAGAUUGCCAGAGAUUCAUAUGUGACUCUGAAAGGGAAACAGUCUCUGAAUUUUGGCGCUGAAGCAAAGAAACUCCUAGAAGAAUUGAGGAAGAAGCAAGGAGUUGAAAGUGAAGGAACUGCUCAACGUCUUAGAAGUAUCAUUGAGGAUGUAGAACAAGAUAGUGGAGUACAAUUUGUACAGAGUCGCAUUCCAGGCUCAAAUAGAACUAAUGCAUUUUCGCGGCAAUUUUCUGAUGAUUUGUUUACACCUGUUGAUGUUUUUUCCCGAACAUUUUCAAAGCGUUAUCAUGACACAUAUCAUGGUCCGCCAAACAGGUCAAGUAUGGGAUACCGCAGACCAGUGAGAAUUGGAAGUGAUAAUACUUGUGGAACUGUGACUUCAGCACCAAUUGCAGAGAAAACAGAUGAAUCUUCUCCACUAAUAGAUGACAGCAAUGCAUCAAGUUCUACACGCAGUCCUGGUACUUCUUUCCUUGACAAACUAAAAUCCCCUAUAACAAACAGUAUGUUUUUCCGAGGAAAAAGAUCUAACAGUGUUGAUCUUCAUAAAAUGGACCCUGUUUAAAUAAUUAGGGAACUACUUGUGAUUUGUAAAAGGUGCUCAACUGAGUUGGUUGCAUAAUUUAAAUGAAAUGUUUUUUGUUUAGCCUUAAGCAGAUAAGGAAAUAUUAGACAUGUUAUAUAUGACAUGGAUGACAUGGAUGAAAUGCUUUUGGAAUUAAGGUUUUAAAAAAGGCAUGAUAUUGGAUAAAAGGGGUAACAAAAGGUGAGAUCUUCAGACAAAAAAAGAUGGGGGAGGGGGAGGGGGAAGUGAGGGAAAAUAGUCAAAAAUGCUUGAGCACCCUUGUUUUACUUCUACAAACAAUAUCAUGAAAUGUAUUUAUGUUAUUCACAGGUAUUGCGUGUUAAGUAUAGUACAUCUAUGUUGAUAAAACCAUGCUCACAUGUUAAAUAUGAUUUUUCGGUUUAUCACAAUUAACAAGCCUCAUUGAUCAACAUCUGAAUUUUAUGAGUAGUUUUGUUAUAUUUACUAUUAUUAUGUAGCAUGUAGAUUGCAUAGUUCUGUAGAAUCAGAGAUGUUAAACACAAUGAACAGCAUUUUUAGUCAAAAGUAUUAACUUGUUGGAACAUCCAAAUAUGCACAUUUAGUUUAAAUGGACAUGUGUGUAAAUUCGUCAAAACAUAAUAGAAUUUAGAAUGGAUAAUUCCAUUAUUGAUACAUUUUUAAAGGAUGAGGAAUAGAAGUGCUUAGAAAAACUAAAUGUUAGUCCUUUUUUUAUGACUCUUUUUGGCUGAGAUGUCAAGAAGGAUUUGAGGAUUUUAAGCUUGAUAUCCUAUGACAUGUUUUUUUUCAAUUGUCUAGUAAAGGUCUAAAACAACUCCAUGUAAGAGGAAUUCGGAAAAUGAAUUAUUAGAAGAUAUAAAAAUGUGCAUGAUGGCCUUCACAUUCUAACAAUAGCACAAAAUAGUGCUGAGAUAAAGGAUUAAUGAUAAAAAAUAUCAAUAGAAUGGAAUCUAUUUCAAAAUAAAUGAAUUUAAACAAUAUCUCAAAAAGCAUACAUAGAAUUUUUGGUCUACUUUAGACAAUAAAGCAAUGUAGAUUGCUCUCUUAUAGUUUCAUCUGAUUUGCCAUCUAUUUAUUAAAAAAUCCUAAAGGAGUAGGUCCAGUAAGGACUCAUUUUGGCCUGAAAUUUCAGUUUCAUCUGACGAAAGAUUUUGACCACUUUUUAAACAUAUAAGUGCCUAUUUCACUUGAUUCAAUUAGUUUUUUGUGAAAGAUUUUAACUGAUUUAGGCAUUAAAAACGAUCCGAUACAAGCUCAAAUAUGAAAAAUCUCUAAAAUAUGCCAAAAACGUCACUUUUCAGAUGGUUUUCGUCAAAAAUGAAAGUGGCCACAUCCGUGUUCAUCCACAACCUUUAUAUAUGUUAUUUAUUAUCAUAAAAUACAACUUACAUUUCAAUAUUAAGGAUGAACACGAAUGCGGCCACUUUCGUUUUACACGGAAACCGUCUAAAAUUUAACUAAAAUGAUAGAAUUUUGAAGAUUUCAGUAAUUUAGCAUGACUUAAUGGUGCUUGCUACAACCCAUUAUAUGUGCAUUGCAUUGUCAAAAACAGCCCAUAUUUAUGUAGCAAAAGCAUCCAACAGUCCAAUAAAUAACUAAAAGUUUACAUUUUAACAAUUUUCUAAAACUUAUUUUUUGGGGCCAAAAAGGGGUCUUACCGGACCUACUCCUUUGACUGGAUAAAUGAUAUUAAUAAUAUGGGCAUUUUAAUGGCAAACUCCUGAAGAAACUUGACCAUCAACAGAACUUUUAUGAAGAUACAAGUGUACAAAGCUGUUUUUCAAAUAAUCUGUUUUAUUAUUAUAAUUGUUAUGUAAAUUAUUAAGAUUUUCCUUUUACAAAUUAUUUGUUUGUAAAAUUUUUUUAAGAUUAUAUUUAAAAUUGUAUUACAUUCAUCAUAUACACGUGCAAUGAAUUGUUUGUUGUAUUUUUACCUUAAAAUUAGAAAAUUGAUUAACUUUGCAAAAAUGUUUUGCUAUAAAUGUAAAGUCAAGAUCGUCUCUGACAGAAAUUGAAUUUGAAUUUUUCUCCUAGGGAAUUUGCUACAGUAUUCUCAAAAGACUAGUCAAAUUGUUAACCUGUCUUGCCUUUAUAAACAAUGAAACAAUUUGAUGCAUUUAACUAUAAAUGUAUCUAAAUAUAGAUAUAGAAAUAGAUAUGGAAUAUACAUGCAUGUAUAUAAAGCAUUUUUGAGUCUGUGGAAAUUAUGUGAAUGAAACAGCAGAAUUCAUAUAGCUGUUUUGAUAUUAUAAUGCACUUUGAUUUUAUAUUAACAAACUCCAAAGCAAACUGAGCCAUAAUAUGUGGAAAACACCUUAUUUUAUUGUACAUUAUCUAUUGAAAAAAACUUGAUUAAAUCUAUUAAAAAAAAUCUUAUUAAAAAUUUCAGCAUAUCUCAUCAAUUUUGUUUAAUUCUAUAAUGGUUGGAAAAAUAAUGAUAUAAAUUAUGAUUAAUAAGUGUGAUUUUGAUUUGUUAUUGUUUAAUUUAUUAUAAUUGUAUUGUUGAUUUGUUGUCAUUCCAUGUUAAGAUAUUGUCUGUUAUUUUAAUAUUUAAUAUUUGUAUGUAUGUUUGUUUUAAUUUUCCACAUUAUUUUAUUGUUAUGAAAAAUUCUUAAGUAUUGUACAGUGAAAUGUCUAGGAUAGAAAUUACCAGACUACAGACAGAUGAAAGAUUUAUUUUUAUAAACUAUGACACAACGAUUUGGACUACAACUAGGUUCAUUAUUAUUAGCAGAUAAUCAUAUUAUAUAACAUUUUUUUAAUUAUUUUUUUGGCACUGUGAACAAACAUCAAUGGUGAUAAGUGAUCAGAACAUAUUUUUAAAACUCCUGUCCUUGCAUGUUAUUAGAGAUGUUGAGAAUGCUGAAGUGGGUCUCAUUGGGGUCUAAGUGUGACGCGAGAUUGCCGAUUAAUUGUAAGCGUGACAUGUGAAAGUUUAAAUUAUUGUGUCGUGAAAACGGGAAACGAGGUGUUGAGGGAUCCAGGAAAUGACAAAAAAAUAAGAAUUGCUUACAUACAUAGUGUUAGCAGGAUACGGGAAUCUGACAAAACAGUAAGCGGGAUCAGAACACACACCCCCUCCCCCCAACGAAACCCCUGCUGAAGGUGGCAUUAACACCAACUACUACAAUGAAUCAACCAACCAAUCAUUGUUGACAGCUGAUUUAAGCCAUAAUUUGAUUUUUUUUUAUUUUACAUUAAAAGCCAGGACACAUUUUUUUUUUAUAAUUUAUAAGCAUAAAAAAAAUACAAUUGUCUUUUUA
This is a messenger RNA of Mytilus trossulus (common blue mussel), 6307 nucleotides long. RefSeq lists its product as uncharacterized. The record is from RefSeq and is a predicted model, not a curated record. NCBI's taxonomy places the organism in Eukaryota, Metazoa, Mollusca, Bivalvia, Mytilida, Mytilidae. The transcript is spliced from 18 exons. The coding region runs from base 117 to 3044 and encodes 975 amino acids.